CAGCUGGUGCUGUCCGUUUCAUCUAAAUGCUUAGGUCAAAGUUGUUCGGCCAACGGAGUGACUGCGGAACAGCGGGAAGCUUUUCUUCGAGGACAUAAUGAUUACCGUGCAAAAUUGGCGAGCGGUCAGGUUACAAAUAAGGAUGGAAAACCAAUGCCACGAGGCAAUAUUCCUAGUGUGAGCUGGGACUGUGGCCUGGAGGAAGCUGCGAAGAAGUGGGCAGAUGACUGCAAACUGAUUCCUGCACCAUUAUGGGAACGCAGUGGCGCCGGAGAGAAUAUGUUCACCAUUUAUGCUCCGAAUAAUGCUGAUGGUAAUGAAAGACAUUCAUGA
This is a messenger RNA of Gongylonema pulchrum, 333 nucleotides long. The record is from the annotation of a GenBank genome assembly. Lineage: Eukaryota; Metazoa; Nematoda; Chromadorea; Rhabditida; Gongylonematidae.